Messenger RNA from Uloborus diversus, 528 nucleotides. RefSeq lists its product as uncharacterized. Gene Ontology annotation, molecular function: DNA binding. The transcript is spliced from 2 exons. The record is from RefSeq and is a predicted model, not a curated record. Lineage: Eukaryota; Metazoa; Arthropoda; Arachnida; Araneae; Uloboridae. Bases 1 to 528 code for a protein of 175 amino acids.
AUGUGUGAAGCUAGUGACAGAGGCUUCCCUCAAACGUUCCAGUUUCAAAGAAAAUGGAAACACCUACGUGAUGGUUUUUCCAGAGAACUGGCGAAACAAAAACAGGAGAAAUCAGGUUCCUUGUGCUCUGCACGAAAGAAAUAUGUUUAUUUCGACCACCUUUUAUUCCUUCUGAGGGUGAUGCAAGGAAAGUACACCGUGUUCGAUUUGGACGAUGAAAAUCACCAAAAAGUGGAUGAAUCCUACAGUGGUGACAACGCAACUUUGAGACCGUUGGUAAAAAAGAGGAAGACAAGUUUUCCUUCUGAAGAAACUAUUUUACACAGUCCAAAAGACACAACACAGUUCAGGUGCAAAAGUCCUGUUGACGAAAGCGAUGCUGAUCGUUUAUUCAUGUUGUCUUUCGUCAAAGAGCUGAAACAAGUUCCAGAGGAAUUCAAGCUGGAAGUAAAAUCGGACAUUAUAAAUGUCUUCAGAAAAGCCAAAUUGUAUAACUCCUCAAAAAGUACAACUACGAGUUCUGUUUGA